AUGUACAGCGACACAGCGAAUGGUCUUGUGGAGAGACACCCGCUGGAGCUGCCUGAAGCUAUCGGACCCAUAAUUCACCAGCAGGAAAAACUGUUUGUGCCUGUCAAAGAGUACCCAGAUUACAACUUUGUGGGGAGAAUCCUUGGUCCCCGGGGACUCACUGCCAAACAGUUGGAAGCAGAAACAGGAUGCAAAAUCAUGGUGCGAGGAAAGAGCUCCAUGAGAGACAAGAAGAAGGUAGGCUCCGUAGCUUGGCUGUAA
This is a messenger RNA of Menidia menidia (Atlantic silverside), 261 nucleotides long. Lineage: Eukaryota; Metazoa; Chordata; Actinopteri; Atheriniformes; Atherinopsidae. The record is from the annotation of a GenBank genome assembly.